AUGGGACAUCAAGCUAAGAAAACCGCACUAAUUCCAAACUCUGUUCUGCGUAAGAGAAGGUCAUUCAAGCGACCUCCCAAUCAAUUUGGAAGAGGCAAGCAACCAAGUCUAUUGCAAGCAAUGGCUGCUGAACAAGAUGCUUUGGAAGAACAUAAUGCCAUGCGUAAAGUAGAUGAAGCCCAAAAUUCAUCGAAGAGAUCCUUGGAAACCGCCAUUCUCAAGCGUCGAAGGGCUCAGUUGCUCAUGAAGAACGCAGAUUUGGCAACCUAUAAAGCUGCAAUGGCACUUAAAAUUGCUGAAGCUGCUCUUGUUGCCAAUCCAACUGAUGAUGCUGUCACUCUUGCAAUUGAUUGGUAA
Dovyalis caffra is the source of this 357-nucleotide messenger RNA. The record is from the annotation of a GenBank genome assembly. NCBI's taxonomy places the organism in Eukaryota, Viridiplantae, Streptophyta, Magnoliopsida, Malpighiales, Salicaceae.